UGUCACAUCAGCAGUUGGUCUUGAGCAGAGAUUGAAGGCCGAAAGAGAACAGUGAUGGAUGGACUAAUGCCAGACUUAGAAAAGGGAGCUUUGCCCAGUGCUUCCCAGCUUGUCUUUGCAUAGCCAGGGCAGAAACUGCCUUUCCUGCUCCUCCAGCCCCUCAGCAAGAGUGGAUACACAUCUGAGUCACCAUGGGCAAGAUGGACAACACCUCUGUGGAGCUGAACUCUCCCUCCGAGGUGAAGCAGGCCGCCCUGGAGGAGCCAGAGCCCAUCAGCCCUGAGGUUGUGAGCACCAAGAAGAAAAAGAAGGAGAUCCCAGACAGAGGUUCCUGGAAGGGGAAAUUUGACUUCUUGCUCUCCUGUGUGGGCUAUGCCAUCGGUCUGGGCAACGUCUGGCGCUUCCCUUAUCUCUGUGGCAAAAAUGGAGGAGGGGCCUUCCUCAUCCCCUAUUUCCUGACGCUGGUGUUUGCUGGGAUUCCUCUCUUCCUGCUGGAAACUGCUCUGGGCCAGUAUACCUCUAUUGGUGGACUGGGAGUCUGGAGAUUGGCACCCAUGUUCAAAGGUGUGGGACUGGCAGCUAUGGUUCUGUCCUUCUGGCUGAACAUCUACUACAUUGUCAUCAUUGCCUGGGCUCUCUACUAUCUCUUCAACUCUUUCACUGCGGACCUGCCGUGGCAGAACUGCGGGAACGCCUGGAACACAGAGCGCUGCUUCUCCAACUACUCCCUGAACGACACCACCAACCUCACCAGCGCUGUCACCGAGUUCUGGGAGAGGAACAUGCACCAGAUGUCUGGAGGCCUGGGGGAGCCUGGCUCCAUCCGCUGGCCCCUGGCUGGCACUCUGGCCCUGGCCUGGCUGCUGGUCUACUUCUCCAUCUGGAAGGGUGUGGAGUGGACAGGCAAGGUGGUGUAUUUCUCAGCCACCUACCCCUACUUCAUGCUUUUCAUCCUCUUGUUCCGGGGAGUCACACUGCCAGGAGCCAAGGAGGGGAUCCUCUUCUACCUCACACCUGACUUCAGGAAGCUCUCUGACUCUGAGGUCUGGAUGGAUGCAGCCACUCAGAUCUUCUUCUCCUACGGCCUGGGGCUGGGCUCCCUCAUUGCUCUGGGCAGCUACAACCAUUUCCACAACAAUGUCUACAGAGACUCCAUUAUAGUCUGUUGUAUAAACUCCACCACAAGCAUAUUUGCAGGAUUUGUUAUCUUCUCUAUCAUUGGCUUUAUGUCACACAUCACAAAGAAGUCGGUGUCAGAGCUGGCCUCCUCAGGCCCUGGACUGGCUUUCCUCGCCUACCCACAGGUUGUCACACAGUUGCCAUUGUCCCCACUCUGGUCAAUCCUCUUCUUCUCCAUGCUGAUGAUGCUGGGUCUGGACAGUCAGUUCUGCACUGUGGAAGGGUUCAUUACAGCCCUGAUGGAUGAGUAUCCUCGAGUCCUAAGAGCCAGGAAGAAGAUCUUCAUUGCAGUAGUCUGCUUCAUCUCUUAUCUCAUUGGAUUCUCCAAUAUCACCCAGGGUGGCAUUUAUGUCUUCAAGCUGUUUGAUUACUACUCAGCCAGUGGCAUGUGUCUUCUUUUUCUUGUCUUCUUUGAGACCAUCUCAAUUUCGUGGUGUUAUGGUGUGAACAGGUUUUACAGGAACAUUGAAGAAAUGAUUGGCUACAAGCCCUGCAUCUGGUGGAAGAUCUGCUGGGCCUUCUUCACCCCUCUUGUCUGCCUGGGUGUGUUCUUCUUCAGUGUGGUGGAAAUGACCCCUCUGACACUGGGGAAAUAUGUCUAUCCUGCGUGGGGACAAGGCAUUGGCUGGCUCAUGGCCCUGUCCUCCAUGGUUCUGAUUCCAGGGUACAUGCUCUACUCUUUCUUCACCUCAACAGGGACUCUCCGGCAGCGUCUGCAGCAGAUGACCCAGCCCAGGCCAGAGGUGCACGCUCAGAACAACGGCCUCCAGCCCAAGACGUCCUUGAACGGGAGGAUCUCGGAUGCUGCUGUGUAGGAGGGAAGC
Molecule: messenger RNA, 2003 nt
Organism: Ficedula albicollis (Collared flycatcher)
Lineage: Eukaryota; Metazoa; Chordata; Aves; Passeriformes; Muscicapidae
Product: sodium- and chloride-dependent GABA transporter 1-like
Exons: 15
Coding region: 192-1994 (600 amino acids)
Biological process (GO): sodium ion transmembrane transport; neurotransmitter transport
Cellular component (GO): plasma membrane
Molecular function (GO): gamma-aminobutyric acid:sodium:chloride symporter activity
Source: RefSeq, a predicted model, not a curated record